Messenger RNA from Cryptosporidium muris RN66, 609 nucleotides. RefSeq lists its product as uncharacterized. NCBI's taxonomy places the organism in Eukaryota, Apicomplexa, Conoidasida, Eucoccidiorida, Cryptosporidiidae. The transcript is spliced from 2 exons. The record is from RefSeq and is a predicted model, not a curated record. The coding region runs from base 1 to 609 and encodes 202 amino acids.
AUGGAUACUAUAGAUAAAAUAUUAGAAGAAAUAAAGCGACAUCUAUCUAUUUCUGAAGUGAUAUAUCUGUAUACAAGUAUUUCAGAACUUGUCAAGAUUUCUGUUAAUGAUAAGAUUAUAUUAUCUUAUUUGAGUGAACACAUUUCUUUAAUAUCAACGUUUUGCAGUAAUAUUAUCAAUAUUAUAUGUAAGAAUGAGCUGGAACUAGAUGAGCUAUGUAACAUUUUAGGUAUAUUAUGUGUCUCUUUAAAACUUCUGAGGAAUGUUUCAUCUAUAUCUAAAGAUAAAAGGGUAAUAUUAGGGACUUCUCAGAUAAUUAAAUCAUUAUUAUUUAAUAUAAAUGGAACAUCUACAAAACUAGAAAUUGAAGGCAUAACCGAGGUCAAUAAAAAUAAUGAUAAACGGGUAGAAUCUUUAGUAAAUAAAGAAAAGACACAUAAUUUUUUAAUUUUUGUAACAUACAAAAUAAUGUUAAAGAAGAAGGAAUAUAUUAAAUCAGAAUUGACAAUUGACUGCAUUAAUGAUAUUUUAUUGCUUCCUUCGGUAAUAUUUCAAUUAUUGGCAAAUCUAUGUAUUGAAAAUACUGAUAUAUAUCAUGUAAGUAUAUAG